Molecule: messenger RNA, 1343 nt
Organism: Elaeis guineensis (African oil palm)
Lineage: Eukaryota; Viridiplantae; Streptophyta; Magnoliopsida; Arecales; Arecaceae
Source: RefSeq, a predicted model, not a curated record
UGGUGACUAUAUCAGCUUCCCACUCCAAUUCACAAAUGGAACCUUCCCAAUCUGCCAGAAGAUACUGAAGUGUGGAUAAAGGAAAUUUGGAUUAUAUAGCGUGAUGAUCUUUCAGGAAUGCAAUUGAGUGGGAACAAAGUCAGAAAGUUGGAAUUCUUGAUGGCUGAUGCUGUGGCUAAUGGUGCAGACUGUAUUAUUACUGUUGGAGGUAUUCAAAGCAACCACUGUCGUGCGACUGCUGUGGCUGCAAGAUAUCUGAAUCUUGACUGCUAUCUGAUACUACGCACCUCCAAGGUUCUAGUGGACAGAGAUCCUGGUUUGGUUGGCAAUCUUCUAGUUGAGCGAUUAGUAGGGGCUCAUGUUGAACUUAUAUCAAAAGAAGAAUAUGCAAAGAUAGGCAGUGUGACUCUUGCCGACUUGCUAAAAAAGAGACUAUUAAGUGAGGGGAGAAAACCAUAUGUUAUUCCUGUUGGUGGAUCAAACUCUCUUGGAACUUGGGGCUACAUUGAAGCAAUAAGGGAGAUCGAGCAGCAAAUUCAGACUGGUUCUGGUGAAAUUCGUUUUGAUGACAUUGUUGUUGCCUGUGGCAGUGGGGGAACAAUCGCUGGUCUUUCUCUGGGAUCAAGAUUGAGUAAUUUGAAGGCAAAAGUCCAUGCCUUUGCUGUUUGUGAUGAUCCUGGCUACUUCUACAACUUUGUUCAAGGCCUGAUUGAUGGACUUGAUGCUGGCAUUGACUCACAUGACAUUGUCAAUAUUCAAGAUGCGAAGGGCUUAGGGUAUGCUAUGAACACCAGUGAGGAGCUUAAAUUUGUUAAAGAUAUAGCAGAUGCAACAGGGGUUGUUCUUGACCCGGUUUACAGUGGAAAAGCUGCCUACGGUAUGCUGAAAGACAUGAGUGCUAAUCCAGCAAAGUGGAGAGGGCGGAAGGUUCUGUUCAUACAUACCGGCGGUCUCCUCGGGUUAUAUGACAAGGUUGAUCAAAUGGCAUCCAUGGUGGGGAAGUGGUGCAGGAUGGAGAUAGAUGAAUCGAUCCAACGUAGAGAUGGAACUGGGAAGAUGUUCUGAGUGGCCGAGUGUGUUUUACUUGGAGCUUGUUUCUUGCAAAACACCCAAGACAUCCGGAAAGGCAGACAGCUAGCUACUCGUUGUAAAAUAUUCCUUUCAAAUAAAUAAGUUUUAGAUGCUUUAUUAUUGUGGAAAAUUUAUGGGAUAAGAAGAGCCAUUGUGAGCUCAAUAUAUUUCCUCAGACUUGCAGCCAGAUGAAAGAUUACUUGUAACUAGGAUCGGAAAACAGGUGAUACAACAACUACUUACAAUUUUAAUACUAGGACAGUAGGACUCCA